GGAGGGUAUAAGUAUGGCCGCUCCGUCCCCCGUUCACGACUUGCAUUUCCCACUAGCUGAGACAACAUCCACUUCAGGAAGUUACUGUCAGCACCACACAAGUCAUUCGACGCUCGGAACGUCUUCAUCGCUGAGUUUCAUACGUCACUGGGACCCGUCCUUCACGCGAUUCUCGCUAAGCCAAAGGUAGCUGAGGUUGUGUACUGCUACAAUCCGAUCGUAUCACUAGCGCCUGGAAGGACACCGUUUUUGAAGCAAUUCUUGCUUCUUCUUGCAGUAGCAUCGACUGACCUUUGCAAACGUUUUUGACGUCAACCGCGACACGCCCUAGCCUCGCUCGCCAGCGCGUCUCUUCACAACAGAUACGAUUUCCCAUCGAACGCCAGUUGAGUUUCUGCGGGGCGUUCCACGUGCAUUUCGGCCCGCGUAAUUCUCGCUUACACACCACCGGGGUAGAAGUUUCGGACAGAUAAGCUCAGCCAGCCAGACGCAGCCUCGGAGAAAUCCCUCAGUGCCGAAAAAGUUUAGAAGCGCCGAUUGAUCUCCGAUUGUACGAGUCUCGCCGCGUCGUUUUUUUGAGCCCUGUGUACCAGCGGUGUGGACCUUUUUUUUUAACUCUGUUUCCCACCUUCCAACAACCAACACGUCUACGAGACAUACUUGGUCCGUUCUGAAAAACGUUCACAUAACCUGUGCCCCAAAAUAAACCACUAAAGUCUUGGUACUUGUCGUCGGUGUGACCAACUUUAUCUAGUUUUUGUCCCCGGAAUUAUUGUCUGUUGUCGUCAUGUCUUUACACGCAUCCUACGUCUUGCCCGCCCGGGCACCCUCUCGUAAGGGCUCUAUGAUCCAUAUGAGCAAGGAUUUGCAAGAGCAAGUGACUCUGCUCGAGCAGCAGUUCUCCGUCAGCACUGAAAAGCUCAAGGAGGUGACGGACCACUUUGUGAAGGAACUCGCCAAGGGUCUGUCGAAGGAGGGGGGUUCUAUCCCUAUGAUUCCCACCUGGGUCAUCGGCUGGCCCAACGGAACCGAAAAGGGCUCGUUCUUGGCCUUGGACAUGGGCGGUACCAACUUGCGUGUUUGUGAAGUCAUCGUCCAAGGCGAGGGCAAGUUCGAUAUCAUGCAAAGCAAGUACCGCAUGCCCCAGGCCUUGAAGACCGGCACCAAGGAGCAACUGUUCGACUUCAUUGCCGAGAGCAUCAAGACGUUUGUGGACGAGAACCAUCCCGACAGCAAGGAGAUGCUUGACCUUGGUUUCACCUUCUCCUACCCCACCGAGCAACACGCUAUCGACCACGGCAAGCUGCUCGCCUGGACCAAGGGUUUCGACAUUCCCGGUGUCGAGGGCGAGAACAUUGUGCCCUUUUUCAACGAAGCUCUUGCCCGCAAGGGUUGCAACAACGUCCGUCUCACCACCAUCAUCAAUGAUACCACCGGUACCUUGAUCGCUUCUCGUUACGCCCACCCCACCUCUCAAAUCGGUGUUAUUUUCGGCACCGGCUGCAAUGCCGCCUACAUGGAGAAAUUUGGCAACAUUCCUAAGCUCGACCACCUCGACUUCGACGCCGAGAUGCCCAUGGCUAUCAACUGCGAGUGGGGUGCCUUUGAUAACGAGCACCUUGUGCUUCCUCGCACCAAGUACGACGUCGAGGUCGACGAGGAGUCUCCCCGUCCCGGCCAGCAAACAUUUGAGAAGAUGGUUGCCGGCUGCUACCUGGGCGACAUCUUCCGUCGCGUGCUCGUCGACCUGCACAAGCAGGGCCUUAUCUUCGUUGACCAAGACAUUACGAAGAUCGAGGAUCCUCUGGCCAUGGAUGCCUCGGUGCUUUCUGCCAUCGAGAUCGAUCCUUACGAGAACUUGAGCGAUGUCCAGGCUCUGUUCGAGAACAACUUCAACAUCUUGACCACCGAGCAGGAGCGCCAGCUCAUCCGCCGCGCCGCCGAGCUCAUUGGCACCCGUGCCGCCCGCCUGUCUGCCUGCGGUGUGAGUGCCCUUGUGCGCAAGGCUGAGAUUGCCUCGUGCACUGUUGGUGCCGACGGCAGUGUGUUCAACCUCUAUCCCCACUUCCAAGAGCGUCUUGCCGGCGCCAUCGGCGAGAUCCUUGGCAGCGAGCAUGGCGAGAAGAUCAAGGCCAUUCCUGCCGAGGAUGGCAGUGGUGUUGGUGCUGCUUUGAUUGCCGCUCUCCAAGCCAAGGGACUCGGUCUCACCAUGGCCACCCUCGAGGCUCGCACGAAGAAGUAAGGAGACAGAAGGACAGGGGGGAUCGUGCAAAACUGCUGCGACCGGCCGCUGCUGCAUGCAGCAGCACACACGGCCGAGUCGGUGCAGACCUAACUGCGUGCUGCCGUCGCGCGUACGGCCUCUGCAAGCCUGUGCCCGUGUCAUAGAGCACUCUUUCUUUUACCACUCGUCCUCCCUCAACCAUGCCGCUUUUCCAAUAGACUUGUGUUUUUUUCUUUACGUUUCGUCUGUUCAGCAGUGCGACCGGGACGGGCAGAGCUGGGGCAUGUGUCUCCGGCGACACAACCGCGCUUGUCGUUGUUGUCGCCGCUGCUGCUACUGCUGUCACUGUCACUGGCAUUGUCAUUGUCAAUGGCACUGUCAUUGUUACACGCACACACACACACCACCUUUUCCCGUUCCGCUCCACUUGCUCGGCUCGUCGCCUGCUCAUCUUAUCUACUAACGUUGCCAUAUUUCCUUCA
Schizosaccharomyces japonicus yFS275 is the source of this 2706-nucleotide messenger RNA. Its product is annotated as hexokinase 1. NCBI's taxonomy places the organism in Eukaryota, Fungi, Ascomycota, Schizosaccharomycetes, Schizosaccharomycetales, Schizosaccharomycetaceae. The record is from RefSeq and is a predicted model, not a curated record. Bases 788 to 2242 code for a protein of 484 amino acids. Gene Ontology annotation, molecular function: D-glucose binding; glucokinase activity; hexokinase activity. Gene Ontology annotation, biological process: fructose metabolic process; organophosphate metabolic process; glucose metabolic process. The transcript has a single exon.